AAAAAAAUGUAAAUGACAGCUGUAUUUUUUAUCUAGGAGGGACCCACCAGCUCAAAAAUAUCAAGAUAUAAGUGCUUCGUUAUAUUGAGAUCGCUAAAACUACAAAAAACCGCAUAAAAUAGAGUCAUUAUUGUAUUUCUAAUGGCUGAUACAGAACCUACAUCAUCUGAAGCCACAGAUAAUUCGGCUGAAACUGCUUCUGCACCAGAAUCAAUUGUUCCAACUGUAGAACGUACUAUCAGUCGAGACUCCAACUCUUCCUCAACAACUAAGACUAAAAUUGACAUAUUGUUAAAAGCAACUGCAAAUGCUCCAAUUAUGAAACAAAAAAAGUGGGCGGUUGAGGCAGAUAAGCAAUUAGGUUCCAUUAUUAGCUUCAUUAAAAAAUAUUUAAAAUUGGAACCUGAAGAACAAUUGUUUUUGUAUGUGAAUCAAACAUUUGCACCAUCCCCUGAUCAAAUAAUUCGUAAUUUGUAUGAAUGCUUUGGCUCAGAUGGAAAACUUACUCUGCAUUAUUGUAAAUCACAAGCUUGGGGUUGAUCAAGCAAUCAAGAUAUUAUUUCAGAUGUGAUAAUUUUAACAUGUAGAUGGGAUGAUGAUCAAAACUAUUUCUUUUAGUAAUAAAAUUUACUUUGUAAGUGGUAUCACAUUGAACGAUC
This is a messenger RNA of Ctenocephalides felis (cat flea), 659 nucleotides long. It is a transcript of the gene Atg12, whose product is annotated as ubiquitin-like protein ATG12. Gene Ontology annotation, biological process: nucleophagy; autophagosome assembly; C-terminal protein lipidation. NCBI's taxonomy places the organism in Eukaryota, Metazoa, Arthropoda, Insecta, Siphonaptera, Pulicidae. Bases 142 to 540 code for a protein of 132 amino acids. Gene Ontology annotation, cellular component: phagophore assembly site membrane; cytoplasm; Atg12-Atg5-Atg16 complex. The record is from RefSeq and is a predicted model, not a curated record. The transcript has 3 exons.